This is a messenger RNA of Psylliodes chrysocephalus, 717 nucleotides long. NCBI's taxonomy places the organism in Eukaryota, Metazoa, Arthropoda, Insecta, Coleoptera, Chrysomelidae. The record is from the annotation of a GenBank genome assembly.
AUGAUCAAAGGUUAUCUAUUGAAAAAAACGAAUUUCUUAAAACAUAUGAAAAACAAGCAUCCAGAACAAAAUGACAAGUACAAUGCAUUCAAACAAAAAAAGAGACGAAUUCGGGAAGGCAAGAAACAAAAUUAUGCGUCCACUUCUGAAGGUAUGUCUGCGUCAUCAUCCUCUACAUCAGUUCCGUUAGGUAACUCUAAAGGACAGAUUUCAUUUAGGCAAACUAAAAUUACCCAAAAAACGUUUGACGAAAGAAUAGUUCGAUUUAUUGUAGAAACUAUGCCUCCAAUCUCUUUGGUAUCGCAUGAAAGUUUCGUAAGAAUUUUUGAGGGAAUGGACGUUAAAGUUAUGAAUAGGUUUGCUGCUGUAACUUGUCACUGGAUAGACCAAGAUUUAUCAAGGCGAUCGGUCGCUAUAGUAUGUCGUAGAUUUGAAGUCACUCAUUAUUUCGACAAAAUUGGGGAACUGUUGAAUGAAAUUCACAGAGGCUAUAAUUUGGAUAAUAAAAAAAAAAUUUUAGCCACUGUUACCGAUAACGGGUCCAAUUUUGUUAAAUGUUUUAAAGAAUUCGGAAUAUUACUUGAUUCACAUUAUAAUGUUGGUAAUGCAGAUGAUCAAACUCAAGAGAGGAAGGGGGAGACCGAAGGAACUUUGCCAGAGUUUGAAAGCAUAAUUGAGUCAACUGAUUUAGAGAGAUCAUUUUCACAAACUAGAUAA